Molecule: messenger RNA, 3177 nt
Organism: Scleropages formosus (Asian bonytongue)
Lineage: Eukaryota; Metazoa; Chordata; Actinopteri; Osteoglossiformes; Osteoglossidae
Gene: arfgap3
Product: ADP-ribosylation factor GTPase activating protein 3
Exons: 17
Coding region: 110-1717 (535 amino acids)
Biological process (GO): COPI coating of Golgi vesicle
Molecular function (GO): GTPase activator activity
Source: RefSeq, a predicted model, not a curated record
GCAGAGUGCGGAAGCGCUCCGUCCCGAGUCGACAACCGCGGUCGAUGUGGCGGUGGUCGGCGCGCGUCAAGACGAAGCUCAUCGAGGUGUCCCGAAGCCUGUGUGAAAGAUGUCCGAUCCGAGCAAGCAGGAGAUUUCGGCCAUUUUCAAGCGGCUGCGCUCAGUGCCCACGAACAAGGCCUGUUUUGACUGUGAUGCCAAGAAUCCCAGCUGGGCCAGCAUCACAUAUGGAGUCUUCCUGUGUAUUGAUUGCUCUGGCACACACAGGUCUCUGGGAGUGCACCUUUCCUUCAUCAGGUCCACAGAGCUGGACUCCAACUGGUCCUGGUACCAGCUACGUUGCAUGCAAGUGGGCGGCAACGCCAACGCGACGGCUUUCUUCAGCCAGCAUGGCUGCACAGCCAGUGCAGCCAACGCCAAGUACAACAGUCGAGCUGCUCAGCUGUACCGGGAGAAGAUAAAAAAUCUGGCCACUCAGGCCACGAGGCAGCACGGCACAGAGCUGUGGCUAGAAAGCCAGGCCUGCGUCUCCCCAACAUCUCCUUUGAACAAGCAGGAAGAUUUCUUUGCCCUGCACACACAAGCGGACCGUAAUGAGCAGCAGUCGGCUCACCUCAGCCUGGAUCCCCCUGAAGACGAUCAGACCCCCAAAAUAGAAGAUGGUGAGGAAGGUCCCCGUGUAGAUGUUCUCAGCAUUUCCCCCAAAGCUACACUGGCCGACUUGCCUUCUGCUGGAGUCAGUGCUACUAAAGAUCAGUCCUCGCUGAUAAAGAAGAAGCCUGCUGCUGCAAAGAAAACGAUGGCAACCAAAAAGAGUGGACUGGGGGCACAAAAGGUGAGCAGCCAGAGCUUCUCGGAGCUGGAGAAACAGGCACAGGCUGCGGAUAAGCUGAGGGAGCACAAAGAGAUGGCCACUAAGAAGACCAGCCUGCUGGAGGAGAACAUGGUGGAUUCUCUGCGACUGGCCUACAAGGACCUGGAGAUCCAGAGGAAGAAAGAGGAGAGUAAGAUGAAGAAUCUAGAGGGGAAGAAGAAGGAGCAGGCGGAGAGACUUGGCAUGGGACUGGGCAAUAGAAGCGGCGUAUCCCAUUCUGUGCUGUCCGACAUGCAGACCAUCCAGCAGGAGGCACCUGCAGGGGCACGGCCCACUCAGGGCAAGCGAUUCACCGAAGAGGAGGGUAGUGAGGAUGAUGGCACAUUCUCCUCCAGGUUGUCCAUAUAUACAGAUGAGCCGACACAAACACCCAGCAAGUUCUCCCAGUGGGGUGGGGGUGGGGAAACAUCCUGGAUGAAGGACAGCAGGAAGCCAGAACCUGACUUCUUCCUCAGCUCUAAGUCAUUCUCAGUGGAUGAAAGGACAGAGGGGUCUACAUCAAGACGUAAGCACGAUUUUGAGCCCGGGUCCACCUCUGAUGCAGCUCAGAAGAAAUUUGGUGAUGCCAAGGCUAUCUCCUCGGACAUGUAUUUUGGGAAGCAGGAUAAUUCAGAGUACGAGGCCCGUACCCGACUUGAACGCUUCUCUGGAAGCUCAGCCAUCAGCUCCGCAGACCUGUUUGAUGAGCAGAAAAAACAGACAGCUUCCUACAGUCUGUCAAAUGUGCUCCCAAACACUCCAGACAUCUCUCAGCUCAAGAUGGGAGUCAAGUCUGUUGCCGGAAAACUAUCUGUGAUGGCCAGUGGGGUCAUGUCCUCCAUCCAGGACCGCUACAGCACAUGAGUGGCUGUAUACUGCUGGACUCAAAACAUGCAUACUGCACCUUUCAGUCUUUCACAAAGCACAAAAUCUACUGUGUGCCUUGGGACUUUGACUCAUCUGUCUCUUUCAUAUUCGUACAAUGACAUUCUCAAUCAGAAUGACACACACAGUCACACUCUCUCUUUUUCUUCUCACCUGGGAUUUCCAAAAUGUAAAUGGUCUGCAUAACUGAAUACAGCAGCCCAACAGUCCCAGGUACAGUGGCUGUGAACUGAAGGACUGUGGUCAUGGUGCACUACAUGUAUGUAGCAUGUAUAAUUCUGACUUGCUGCCACCACCCAAUUGUUGAAAGAAAAGCCUUUAAUAAUGAUGAAGUGAUUGCAUUUUUCCCCUCUGUAAACAAUUGUUUUGUGUCGUUAUGGCUGUGUUCCAUGUGGAGAUAUUUAAAAUGUUACUUUGACAUGCAGAGCCUCAGGCUUUCAGCAGCCCCAUGGUGUGGGCUGUAAUCCCAUGUUCCACCCCCAAUCUUGAUUUACAGUACUGAAAGUGCUACAAAAAUGACUUUUUGACUCUGUCCAUCAUUGUGAAGACCUAGUAGUGUAAGGGCUGCUUUGCUGUACCACUUUGUUUUUGGAUAAUGUUGCUUGAUCAUUAGGCAACAUUCUCUGCAAACUUAAUUGUGAGCAGAUCACAGAACAGCAAUGUUGUGAUCUUUAAGACAAUCGUUUUCUGGAUAUUUAAUUGCUCAUGCCCCUAUAGGAGAGAUUAACUGCACACUGAAUUUCUUAUAAUCUGUAUGUUAGGAAUAUGUGUGUCAUUAGUCCUGUGAGAUGUACCUUACUUUUCACUCUGUGUCAUUCUAAUCCGUGUCCUGUUCAGGACCCCAGAGUGCAAUGGUUGCAAACUGUCAUUGCUGAGCUUCGUUCUAUACACACACAUACCAAAGCCUUACAUAGUCUAACCAACUGCAGCUUGGCACUUUUAUAUGUAUGACUUGUUUUGCUUCUUUGUCUUUAUUCUCAAGUUUAUAUAGUAGCUUAGUCCUGUGCUGUUUUUGUAAGCAUUUUGUGUAUGUACGGUAUAUACAUGUGCGUGCAGUUACGCAUUGGCUUGAGUGAGUUGGAAAAUGAAGACUCUACUAGAGGGCAGUCUUACGAUGAAGGAAUGAAACUGGUUGCAGUGAAUCCUGAACUGCUGCAGGGAGCAUGUGGCUCACCAAACAAGUACUGUACAUAUGAGUGUGUGUCUCUUCAGCACAGCCCCAACACAGCAAAACCUGCCUUAAUUCUCACAGGUGAAAACAAGCAGGACUCACUGCUGCAAGGCCUGUUUGUCUAAGUUGGUUUACUUUUGAGUUUGUUUCUCAGAUCCUGUUUUAAAAGACUGAGUUUGUGCUCAGUGACUGGAAGCAGGAGCUGCACAAAGUGCUUCAACUUUUGCCAUCACUGUGGAAAUGCUGAAUAAACUUUCUCCUCUGUAAA